AUGGCAAUAUCUCACGUUGCGCCUGUGCUUCUUCUCCUCGCAUCAAUUUUCUUCUUACCUUUUUCACGCGGGAUUGAUUUCGAAUACUGCCAUGAAGGCGAAGACAAUAUCGUAAACGUCACUCGCAUGGAGAUUUAUCCGAACCCAGUUAGUAUUGGCGACAAGCCAACAAUAUGGAUAUUUGUUUCUGCACCAGAAUCUCGAGCUGAAGCCAUUGUUUAUUCUUCGAGAACUGUCGUUGAACUAGAUUUUCUUUAUGAAAUCGCCGUUGAAAAUCUCAAAUUAUGA
This is a messenger RNA of Microthlaspi erraticum, 288 nucleotides long. The record is from the annotation of a GenBank genome assembly. Lineage: Eukaryota; Viridiplantae; Streptophyta; Magnoliopsida; Brassicales; Brassicaceae.